Molecule: messenger RNA, 708 nt
Organism: Camellia sinensis
Lineage: Eukaryota; Viridiplantae; Streptophyta; Magnoliopsida; Ericales; Theaceae
Source: RefSeq, a predicted model, not a curated record
AUGAGGAACACUGCUUUUAGUCUAUGGAAGAAUAAAGGUCUUAAGGAGGUCCUGGCUAAUGGCGAGGGUUUUAUAUUCUUUAUAUUUGAAAGCCCUAAUUGCGGUAGGGAAGUCCUUGAAGGUGGUCCGUGGUAUAUAGGUGGAUUCCAUCUCAUUCUAAAACAAUGGACUCGGAUGAUGAGACUGACUAAAGACAAAAUCCAAAAAGUCCCUGUCUGGGUUAAAUUUUUUAAUGUCCCGAUGGAGUAUUGGGAUAGUGAUGGUUUGAGUAGAAUAGCAAGUGGAGUUGGAGUUCCUCUAUUUACUGAUCACCUCACAGUGAAGGGGACUAGAGUGGCCUUUGCUCGAGUCUGUGUGGAAGUGGAUGCUAGUGCCAAACAACCUCCUUCUUUCCCAGUUAAAUGUGGUGAAAAACAAGUGAUUGUUAAGGUGGAGUACCAGGGUUUACCAUCUAAAUGUGAGCACUGUUUGGUUUUUGGGCAUGACACAACAAAGUGUGUGACUACCCAGGUGGCUAAGCUAGUUAACCUCCAGAAAGACACUGAAAACAACCCUAAUCCAGGAUGGAGUACUGUCCAGGCAAAGGAGAAAAGGAAAAUGGGAGACCCAGAUCCAAGGGAGGAAGAAUUGGAAGGAAAUUUGGCCAGAAUUACCGAAGAUGAGGGAGUUCCUACUCCUAUGGAAGUGAACAACAGUCAGAUUCAAUAG